Cuscuta campestris is the source of this 2424-nucleotide messenger RNA. The record is from the annotation of a GenBank genome assembly. Lineage: Eukaryota; Viridiplantae; Streptophyta; Magnoliopsida; Solanales; Convolvulaceae.
GUAUAGAGACAUGGAACCUUCUACUCAAUUUGGCUCCAUUGGUUCAUCCUUUGUACAAAGCUUCGUUCAUUUGUCCCAAUCUAAGGUAACCCUAAAUCCCCCACAUCUUCCUCUGAAUCAAAACAUUCCUUCUCUGCCUUCUGACAUUCAUUCUCUUUGUACCAUGCCUAUUUUGGGAAUUUCACCACUCUGAUGAUUGAUUGCACAUUUUUUGCGGGAAAGGGGAAGAAGAAGAAGAUUCUGGGAAGAAAAGUCACUUUGAUUUUUUUAGGACACAUAAUGUGGGGUUUUUGUUGUUUAAAAAGUGGGAAGUGCUGGAUUAAGUCCUCAGAGCUCUUUGGUCAUUGCCAUGGUGGAUGUUGAUCAGGAGGGCAUUAUCGGUAACCUGUCUUAUAAAAAGAAACUUUUUUCCACUGCUAUGAAGAGGACUACAGAAUGGAUAUUUUCCCAGGAAUUUCCUAGGGAUGUUACCGUUCGUGCUGGAGGGAAAUCCUUUUCACUACACAAGUUUCCUUUACUGUCAAAGUGUGGGUACAUAAGGAAACUGGUGAAUGAAUCCACCGAUGCUGAUAUUUCAAAGAUUGAAAUCCCAGACAUUCCUGGUGGAGCAGAAGCGUUUGGGCUUGCUGCAAAGUUCUGUUAUGGGAUUUGGUUCGAGAUAAACACAACGAAUAUUGCAAUGCUUAGAUGUGCAGCUGAGUAUCUUGAGAUGACUGAAGACUAUGCGAUUGGAAACUUGGUGGGAAUGACAGAGGCCUACUUAAGGGAAGUGGCACUCAACAGCCUUGCAGGAGCAGUCUCCGUUUUGCAUUCAUCGGAAAGCCUUCUUCCCAUGGCAGAGAAAGUAAAACUGGUGAGCCGAUGUGUGGAUCGUAUUGCAUACAUAGCCUCCUCCAAAGAUGGCCAAUUCUGCACCGAAGAUAUGACCGACCUUAGAAUUGACUUUUUCCAACGGGUUCUAGUUGCAAUGAUGGCAAGGGGCGUUAAGCAGUGUGCGCUUGGACAAAUACUAAUGCUUUAUGCUCAGAAAGCUCUCCAGGGUUUGGAAAUGUUUGGACAUGGGACAAAGAAAACAGAGGCAAGAGAGGAACACGAGAAAAGGGUUGUUUUGGAAACAAUAGUUAGCCUUCUGCCAAAGGAGAGGAAUUCACUAUCAGUUAGCUUCCUCUCAAUGCUCUUACGAGCAGCAAUAUUUCUGGAAACAACGGUUGCUUGCAGGCUUGAUUUGGAGAAGAGACUGGGCUUCCAUCUUGGGCAGGCUGUCGUAGACGACUUGCUAAUCCCUUCAUAUUGCCUCAGUGGGACCACAUUGUUUGAUGUUGAAACCGUGCAACGGGUGAUGAUGAAUUUCUUGGAGUAUCAACUUGAGGGAAGCCGUUUGUGCUUCCAUCCAAACGAGGAAUAUGUUGCUCCAUCUCCUAGUGACAUGGAGCGCGUUGGGAGGUUAAUGGAGAAUUAUCUUGCUGAAAUAGCAUCUGACCGCAAUCUUUCUGUUUCAAAGUUUAUUAAUCUUGCUGAACUCAUCCCAGAACAAUCAAGAACCACUGAAGAUGGCAUGUACAGAGCCAUCGACAUUUACCUGAAGGCGCACCCUGCAUUAACUGAUAUGGAGAGAAAGAAAGUGUGCGGCGUAAUGGAUUGUCAAAAGCUCUCUCCUGAAGCGUGUGCUCAUGCUGCCCAGAAUGACCGGCUUCCUGCCCAGACAGUGGUGCAAGUGCUUUACUAUGAAAAACAACGCCUUGGGGAGGUGAUGAACUCCAGCAUCAUUAGCGACAAAUGUCCCACUCUCCCUUCCAAAGGUACAAGUGAGUUCUGCCCAGACAUCCACCCGGUCUCAGACGAGCUGUCGAGUCUAAGGAGAGAGAAUCACGGCCUGAAGAUGGAGCUUGUGAGGAUGAGAAUGCGGUUGAAAGAAAUGGACGAGUGUUCGGAUAAAUCGUCUCUGAGAAUGGCUCAUUCAUCUGCUGACAGGUCUCCUCUUCCUCGGCCUUCGUUCAUUAGCUCAAUGUCCAAGAUGUUUGGAAAACUUUCUCCAAUCACUUGGAAGAAUGGCAGAAACAAAGCGAGUAGAAACAGGCAAAACUCCAUUUCAUAAGUAUGUUUCUUCUUUUUCGCCAUUCCCAGGCAUUUGGUCAACCGUGAUUCACUUUUCAGUCCAACGGUUGAGCACUUAGACCGUAUUACACUCUCUGGUCGACCGUAUUACAUUCUGCCACGCACAUAGUGACGCUUCUUUCAGGCCCACAUGCAGCCGAGCACUUGGAACACACUUUUUUUCCCGGUCAACCAUCAUCCAUUCUGCCCAUCCUAUGGUGGUUUGGCUACCUUUUCAUUUCCAGGGCCCCUUCAACCUUUUUGGGACAAUCUUGUGUACAGUUCAUUCAGAAGCAGUUUUCCUUGUUAGUAUCCUUAGUGCUGUUUAUC